AGUGCGCGCGGAUCGGUCGCGCGCGGUGGUAGCACGUGGGUGGUUGACAAGUGCGGUUAUUACGAUCGUGAGCGUUGCGCGCGUGCCGUGCUGUGCCGUGCCGUGAAGACGAGGGAACGAGCGAGACAGAGAUGGCGAGCCACGACGUCGGCAUCGGCGACUUCGUGUUGCUGGAUGAAAUCACGGUGGAGCGCGUGGUGGAGAACCUCAAGAUCAGAUUUAACGGGGGAAAGAUUUACACGUACAUCGGCGAGGUCUGUGUGAGCGUGAACCCUUACAGGAGCACCAAUAUUUACGAUGCGGACCAGAUUAAUAAGUAUAAAGGGAGAGAACUGUUCGAGAACCCGCCGCACAUUUUCGCGAUCGCGGAUGCGGUGCAUAAGGAGAUGAAGCAACAGGGCAGAGACACUUGUAUAGUUAUAAGCGGCGAGUCGGGCUCUGGUAAAACAGAAGCUAGCAAAAUCAUAAUGAAAUAUAUUGCCGCCGUGACCAAUCUCAGCGGCCAGCAGGAAAUCGAGAGGGUGAAGAACAUUCUCAUUCAAUCGAACUCGAUAUUGGAGGCGUUUGGUAACGCCAAAACAAAUAGAAAUGACAACUCGUCGCGUUUCGGAAAGUACAUGGACAUCAAUUUCGAUUUCAAGGGAGACCCCAUCGGCGGCCACGUGACCAAUUACCUUCUCGAGAAAUCGCGGGUGGUCUAUCAGCAAAAGGGAGAACGCAACUUUCACUGCUUCUAUCAGUUACUGAACGGCUGCAGCGAGGCCGAAUUGAACAAACUACGUUUGGUCCGUGACCCAGCCGCUUACUACUUCAUCGGCAAUGGAAGCAAUAACAAGACAACUACUUCCGACAGAAGCGACUAUAAAACUGCUUGCACCGCCAUGUCUACCCUCGGAUUCUCCACGGCCGAGACGCAGACCAUAUGGAAUAUCGUCGCUGGUAUCUUACAUUUGGGUAACAUCACCUUCAGGCUGGACGAUGACAAACUUAUAAUCGGAAAUAACAGUGCUUUAAAUGACACCGCUAACUUAUUCUCCAUCAACUCGAAAGAUCUAAGCACUGCUCUCUCGCAGAGAGUCAUAGCGGCGGGUGGAGAAGUUAUGCAGAAGACUCACACUUUGAUAGAAGCCGAAUAUGGCCGAGAUGCAUUAGCGAAAGCUGUAUACGAGCGAUUGUUCACGUGGAUAGUGUCGCGCGUCAAUGGAUCGAUCAACGUAAAUAACAGUGACGACAUGAAGAGAUACGGAACGCUGAUCGGCGUGCUCGAUAUCUACGGCUUCGAAAUUUUUGACAUAAAUAGCUUCGAGCAGUUUUGCAUCAAUUAUUGCAACGAAAAGCUGCAACAGCUUUUUAUCGAAUUGGUUCUGAAACAAGAGCAAGAAGAGUACCAGAAGGAAGGGAUAGCUUGGCAAAACAUUGAAUACUUUAACAAUCAGAUCAUUUGCGACUUGGUCGAGCAAGCUCACAAGGGAAUGAUAGCAAUCAUGGAUGAAGCUUGUCUCAACGUCGGGAAGGUCACGGAUGAGAUUCUUCUCAACGCAAUGGAUAAGAAGUUAGUGAAUCAUAAACACUACAGCUCUCGACAAUUAAAACCGAUGGACAAAGAAUUAGAACACAGAACGCAAUUUAAGAUCAAACAUUAUGCGGGCGAUGUGAUUUACAAUAUCAAUGGUUUCCUCGACAAGAACAAAGACACACUCUUCCAAGACUUCAAACGUCUUCUCUAUCAAAGCAAAAAUUCUGUAAUUAGCAAAAUGUGGCCUGAGGGUGCCCAGAACAUUUUGAAGACGACAAAGAGGCCUUUAACUGCUGGCACCAUGUUCCGCAAUUCUAUGAUUGCACUGGUGAAGAAUCUAGCGAGUAAAGAACCUUUUUAUAUCAGAUGCAUAAAACCAAACGAGGUAAAGUCUCCAGUUGUAUUCGAUGAGGAGAGAGUAAACCAUCAAGUGAGAUACUUGGGACUUGUGGAGAACAUAUUGGUGAGACGGGCUGGUUUCGUGUACAGACAACGAUACGACAGAUUUCUGAAAAGAUAUAAAAUGAUAUCACAAUACACAUGGCCAAACUAUCGAGGCGACAGUGAUAAGGAUGGCGUACGCACAUUGAUGGAUGAGAAGAAUUUCUCGGACGAUGUUAAGUACGGGCACACGAAGAUAUUCAUUCGCUCGCCGCAGACUUUAUUUGCGUUAGAAAAGAUGCGCAGCGACUUAAUACCAGGUGUCGUAAUUCUCUUACAAAAGCAAUGGCGAGGAUAUCUUUGCCGUCAAAAGUACAAGAAGAUGAAGGCCGCAUUAGUGCUGAUGGAGCAUUACAGAAGAUACAAACGACGCGUGUAUAUCAAGCAACUCGAACGGACAUUCAAAGGCGCCAAGAAUCUGCGAAAUUACGGCAAGACUUUACCAUGGCCGCGCGAAAAUUUCGCCGUGAGACACGUGGUGCCCGCUUUGAGAAAUAUGUACGCGAGGUGGUGGGCAUGGAUGAUACUCAGAGCGAUUCCUCGGGAGGAUUGGCCGCAACUUCGAUUAAAGAUGGCCGCGGGUGCUGUGUUGCGUUCGAAGCGAUCUUACUGGGGUCAAGACCGUCGUUGGGAGGGAAACUAUCUGUCCAAGCCGGACGAGAAUUCUCAAAGCGACGUUUUCAAUUCUUCGAUAAACAACCUACGAAAUACCGACCACUUCAAGACCGUUCUGUUCAGCGCAUUUAUUAGGAAGACUAACAGGUUCAACAAACCAGCGGAUCGCGUUUUGGUGGUGACGGAACAUACUGUGUAUAAACUCGACGGCGUCAAGUUUAAGAACAUGAAAAAAGGUAUGCCGAUAGCGGAGAUCACUGGCCUAAGCGUUUCGCCUGGAAGGGAUCAGCUUAUCACAAUUCACUCGAAUCGUGGAAACGAUUUCAUUCUGUCGAUCAUCGCCAAAGACGACAGAGUCGGAGAGCUGGUUGGCGUGCUGAGCAACCGAUACUAUCAGCUGCGUGGUGCCGAUCUACACGUGACAGUGGAUGUGAAGUUCAAAUGUAUGCUUGGCAACAAGAGCAGAUUAUUGCACAUUGAAGUGAUGCCUGACUUGAUCGAGCCUACAUUCAAGAAGGACGGUAAUCAAAUCAUCUAUGCCAUUCCACCGUCGGUGGGCAUCAUCGAUAGUGUUAAUACAAGAUUCGUAAUAAAUCCGCAUUGAUCAGUUUAUAAGUCCGACGACUUAUUCGAGACUGUAUUAUAAAGACAUAUAUUUUUUGUCAAACGUUCCGCCGUGCGGUUGUUCUACAUUCAGCGAUUUUAUGAGACAAUAUUCAGUACUCAGAGUUCGCAUUUGAAAGUUUUUCCCAGUUGAAUCAUUUGUUUUUACAUAUUUUUCAUGUAAUAUUAAUCACGUUAUGACGAAUGUCAAUGUAAUGCGAAUUUUACUGUGCUGAAAGUUCGAUCAAUGUCUAUGUAUAUCUGUUGCGUAAUCAAACGUUUAAAUUAAAUAUAAUGUCCAAGUUCUCGUUACAUAAUAUAUUAUGCAUAUAUUAUCAUAGGCAUAUAUCAUAUAUUAUUGCAGACAUAUGACCGGAAAUUCAAGCGCAGGUUUCUUUCCGUGAAAAAAAUUUUGACAAGAACGUUAUAAUCACGUUUUAAAAACAUUAUUGAUUUUUCUUCAAUAAUGUUAUACAGCAUUAUAAUUUCUAAUUUCUCAUUAUAACUUCUAGUUAUUUUUCGUACUUGUUCUACGUUUCAAUAAUUUUAGUGAAGAAUUAUUUUUAACAUUUUUCGAGUAUUUCUUAGUAGACCUAAGAAGUUUGAACUUUCGUCAACUUGCGUGCCUGCAUAAUAGAUAUACUUAUGUCAAGAGUAUGUAAAAAGAAAAAAAUGUGACAGUACAAGUUAAUUACAUACACGUGACAUAUGCGAGUCACUUGCGUAGCGUGAAGCAUACGAGAAACUUGAUAAAUUCUUUCCGUACGCUGGUAUAUUCCAUCGGGUAUAGCGCCCACGACGCAUUUCUCUGUAAAUACUCUUUAAUAUAUUAAUAUUAUUAGCUUGUAAUGUGCGGCGUGAGAGAGGACGAGACGUAAAAUCUACGAAAGUGAGUUUCACCGGGGGGGGGGGGGGUAUAACAGUGAAUGCGUAAUUUAUACAAGAUAACUUAAACGUUAACUCAUAGAAAGUCAUCGAGUUGUCCUUUUCUCAAAGGAAAGUGCUACCGACGUGUUACGGUGAUUAUACAAAACGUUUCUUAUUAACCGCAAUGUGCCGUAAGCUUGUGGCCUUUUACUUACUACCAGAUCGAAAUAUUUUUUUAAAGAUUUUUGAAGAUUUUUUACAUAAAUAAAUACAAAAAGCACAGUACGAUAAAACAAAUAUAUAUAAACUAAAUAUAUAUUACCGUACACCAGUAGUGCCUGCUAACUCGAUACAAAAUAUAACGAAAGUUAAAUGCGUCCUUUUCCAAAGAAAGUUUUGGAUCUUUCCGUGUACUUAGAUUUAGAGACUGUAUAGGAAUAUAUAUAUAUACAUACGAUCAAGCUUAAUCAAAAUAUAUAUUAUUUGACGAUUAUUUCGCCAUUACUUCGAUUAACAUGCGAAAUUGUUAUACAUUGCCAUAGAAUCCGUUAAUCCGGUAUUUAUGCAUUUAUAAAACAUUCAUUAAAAACGAGCUAAUUUUCUUUUAUUUAUAUAUUCGAACAGAAUUUACUUCAUUUCCAUUGGCAAUUGUAAUCGUGAAGUUAGAAAUGUGCCAUUGUUAGAAAAUAAAGUGGAAUUUUCAUUUUAUA
This is a messenger RNA of Temnothorax curvispinosus, 4752 nucleotides long. It is a transcript of the gene Myo31DF, whose product is annotated as myosin-IA. The record is from RefSeq and is a predicted model, not a curated record. Bases 132 to 3176 code for a protein of 1014 amino acids. NCBI's taxonomy places the organism in Eukaryota, Metazoa, Arthropoda, Insecta, Hymenoptera, Formicidae. Gene Ontology annotation, biological process: actin filament organization; vesicle transport along actin filament. The transcript is spliced from 15 exons. Gene Ontology annotation, molecular function: microfilament motor activity; actin filament binding; ATP binding. Gene Ontology annotation, cellular component: microvillus; actin cytoskeleton; cytoplasm.